Molecule: messenger RNA, 3188 nt
Organism: Drosophila albomicans
Lineage: Eukaryota; Metazoa; Arthropoda; Insecta; Diptera; Drosophilidae
Gene: Rab32
Product: ras-related protein Rab-32
Exons: 4
Coding region: 117-2462 (781 amino acids)
Biological process (GO): vesicle-mediated transport
Cellular component (GO): vesicle; Golgi apparatus; trans-Golgi network
Molecular function (GO): GTPase activity; GTP binding
Source: RefSeq, a predicted model, not a curated record
UGCGCGUUUGUUGAGCGCGCGUUUCGGUCACCUCGAGACUCGAGAGACGGGGCCAGGAUUAGACCUGGAUACGAUUUAGUUAUAGUCCCUCAUCCCUUCCUUGCCGCCCGCGAAAUAUGCCAAACGCGGAACCAAAAAAAGGCAAAAGCAAAGCGAGUAAAGCGAAAGAGGCAACAUCAGAAGCGGAAGCAACAGCAGCAGUUAAAGGCAAAGCAGGAGCUGAUGCAGCAGCCAAGGCAGUGAGAUCGGAAGCUGGAGCAGAGGAAGCAACUGCCACAGAAGCUGGUGCAUCGACAGCGGAUGAACUGGAGGCAACGCAGUCAAAGGUCAAGACACGUUCCCGCUUCUCGGCCGCCUUUCGCAGUCUGUCCAAGUCGAAGACGCCCAAGAAGGAGCAGGAGCAGCAACCGGUUGCUAGUGGAGCUGAGGACGUGACCAGCAUUGGCGACAUAAGCACCGACAGCGGCAUCAAGGCGGGUCAGAAAAAGAAGAGUUUGACACGGCGUUUGCUGCUCGGCAGUCUGAAGAAAAGCAAAGUGCGUCCACACAGCAUAGCGACCAGCGAUGACAUUAGUGUGAGAAGCAGCAGCAGAGAGAGAUUAGGAGGAGGUGUGAGUGGAAGUUUAAGUGGAGCAGGAGGGGGAGGCAACACAUUGCCAUCGCCCAGCAGCAGCACGCUGCAGAUAACCAUAAGUGGCAAGAAAGUGGAGACGGUCAAAGGCAAACCGAAGAGCAAAAGCAAAAGCCAGAGCCAAAGCAGAGGCGCAGUCAGCGAGACGACAACGGAUUACCUGACACCAACGACAGCAACAGCGACAACAAUUGCUGUUGCAACUGGAGGCGACAAAGCAACAAGCACAACAACGACUGCGACUGCGACACAAUCCACAACUGGCAACAGUCGCACCACAAAGCUAAUUGUGGCCAAGGUGUCCAAAGAGCCAGUUGCCAAGAAGAAGCUCAAAGCAGCGCAGACCGCAGCACAACAACAACAACAACAACACACACUGCCUCUCUUGGAGGAGAAAAUCGUUAUCACCGAGAGCAAGCGAGAUACGCCGCCGCGUGAGCGAGCACCGGCGAAGCCAAGUCGUGCCAACAUUCAGUCGUCAGCCAGCAGCGGAGCAGUGCGCAAGCAAAGUCGCCACGAAUUGAUGCAACAGCAGCAGCAGCAGCAGCAACGCGGACAUCGACUCUUUAGACCCCUAACUACAUUCGACGGCCCAACAACGGCCAGCCCAGCGCAGCCAGUGACGUCGCCAGCGACGCCUCCAAGCCCAGAGCCACUGCCACCCACAUAUCCACCUCCGCCACCGCCACAGCCACCCAGCUCCACAAUCGUUGUGGUCAGUCUCAGCGACGUCGAGGAGUCCAGCCGCAGCACAGACAACGUUUCCCUAGCCGAGAGUGCGAGUCAACACAUCGCGCGCUCGCCUUCGCCUCACAGUCCACACAGCACAGCACCUCAGGUGCGCUUUGCCGUUGGCAGCGCUGUGCGCGGUCCCGCAGCGGACGCCUACGAAGCGGCUCUCGCAGCUGCCGCCUCACAGCAGCCCAGCUCGAACGAGGAGACGAGCGAUUCCAGUUUGCGUCGCCUGAGCUUUGCCCAGCAGCAGUUUGCAUUGAGUGAUCACGACAGCAUCGAGGGAAGGCGUGAAACGUUGCGAUAUCAAUCGGUUGCGAGUGAUUACAACGAGGACGAUUUACGCUCAGACGACGAGGAGGCGGCAGCGGAGGAGCAGGAGGAGCAGAAGGUGGGCAAACCUAUGCCGGCCUUUGGUGAUUUGACCAUGGCACAGGAAAUGGAACCGACCAUCAUGGCGCCCAGCAGCGAGAAGCGCGAACAUCUCUACAAGAUUCUAGUCAUCGGUGAGCUGGGCACGGGCAAAACAUCGUUCAUCAAGCGCUAUGUGCAUCAGUUCUUUAGCCAGAACUAUCGUGCCACCAUUGGCGUUGAUUUUGCCCUCAAGGUGCUGCACUGGGAUGCCAAUACGAUAGUGCGACUGCAGCUCUGGGAUAUCGCUGGCCAAGAGCGCUUCGGCAACAUGACCCGUGUCUACUACAAGGAGGCGGUCGGUGCCUUCAUUGUCUUCGAUGUGACGCGCAGCGGCACUUUUGAUUGUGUCAGCAAGUGGAAGGAGGAUCUGGACUCCAAGGUGCAGCUGCCCGACGGCAGUCCCAUACCCUGCAUAUUGCUGGCCAAUAAAUGCGAUCAGGAGAAACAGGGCAUUGUGACGCAGCCGGAGCGAAUGGAUGAAUAUGUGCGGGAGAAUGGCUUUGCCGGCUGGUUCGAGACCUCCGCCAAAGAGAACAUCAACAUCGACGAAGCCGCACGUGCCUUGGUGAAUAAAAUACUCAUCAAUGACAAACUGAUAGCUGCCGAUGCAAAUGAUGAGGAGAAAUUCAAUCUGAGCACUGCCGGCGAAGCGGGCGCAGAGGCGAAGAACAAAUGCUCCUGCUGACCUGACCCGGCUACAGACAGCAUUACAAUUUAGAUGGGCUUUAAACACACCAAAGUCUGAGCGUGUCCACGAGCAACUUUUUUGAUAAAGAUAAUAACAAUAACAACAAAAAUUAAAAAAAUUAUGCUUAGGAUUUUAUGUAAAGUGUAUCUAAGACUUAGUGUCUCUUCAUUAUCAUGAUCAUUAUCAGCAUCAACAUCAUUAUCGCUAUCCAUUCAUCUCGUUCUCAGUGUGAGAUAUGUGAAAUAGUUUACCUGGCCUGAUCUUAACACCUUGCUUGGCCUGUCUAUAUAAUUUACGAGCGAGCUCAUCUCGGAACUGGAGCGCAGUGCGUGAAUUUAUAUCAUUGCCCAUUUCUUAUCUAUGCAUACAAUACAAUACGAUUAUAUAAUACUUAUAAAUACCAUAUAUCCUACACUAGAGCUCAGAAUCAGAUAGGGCAGCAGCAUCAUUAUACUCUCUCACAUUUGUGUAAAAUACGAAUCGUUGAAUUGUUUUAUGUUUGUUUUGCUUUUGUUAUAAAGAUUUUUAUCUUGCAUUUUUAUACAUACCUACAUACAUAUACGUAAACAUAUUAUAAUACAUAGUACACACCUACUCACAUUCACACACACACGAAAACUCUGCCAUCUUUAUUUGCAUUUAGAUAAAAACACAGAUUACAGCAGAAAAAACAAUUGUGUCUGCACGCAAUCAAAUAAACUUUUUAAUUGUAGUUAAGCCAAA